AUGACCAAACUUACACUGUCUACAUCCAACUCGCAGCUGCUGCGGCGACUGGUGCAAGAGGAGAGUGGCUCGGAACACGAUUCACUACAAUUUCUCCGAGCGGCCCUGGCCGAUCAGCCGGCGCAGCCAAAGAUGACAUCAGCUAGUCCGGCUAUUCCGACCACAAGCACUACAAGCACUACCGCAGACUCGGCUACACCGAUUGUGGUGGACCAUUUCGCACUCAUCGAUAUCGCAUCGUGGGUACACACCGACUCAGCGGCAGCGGAAUCAAGCAUCGACAAGGCGAGACUGAAGCUGUCUUCGCUCGUCGCUGGGGCUUGCGUCUAUAUUCCACCCAAACCUGUCUUUAAACGGUCAAAGGAGCUGGAAGAGUCAUUGGCAGCCAUUCAACGCGCUCAGGAGCAAGCAGACUACCAGCGCAUGUCGUCCACCACCACGGCUUCGGCUACGGGCUACAAGAUCCCAACCUCGUAUGUCAAUAUCGCCGGAGUGGAUCCGACGCUCUCGCUCCAUCAACGCAUCUCCUCGCACACUGCUUUCCCGCACCUGUCCUCCUCCAACACACUGGUAGGCCAGGAAGAGGAACAAGCGUGGAAAGAUGCACAGCGCCAACUCAGUGUCAUCCUCAACAUUUUCCUCUCGACCCUGGCAACCGCGACUGCAGCCUGGUGGGCCAGCGGCAAUGCUAGAAUCGGCAACAAGGUGCUGGUUAGCAUGUUGGUGGCGCUGGUGACGGCUGUGGCUGAGAUCGUGCUGUACAACAGGUACAGCGUCUACGUCAAGGAGAGUAAGAAGACCAAGAGCAACCGCAUGAAGGGCUCAGACGCCAAGCCGACCCUGGCAGAUUUCAAACCUCUGCAGCUGGACAACGCUUCGAAAUCGAAAUCACAAUCGGCACCAUCGAGCAAAGAGCCGUCAUAA
Messenger RNA from Sporisorium graminicola, 924 nucleotides. RefSeq lists its product as uncharacterized. Gene Ontology annotation, cellular component: endomembrane system. The record is from RefSeq and is a predicted model, not a curated record. The transcript has a single exon. Gene Ontology annotation, biological process: vacuolar proton-transporting V-type ATPase complex assembly. Bases 1 to 924 code for a protein of 307 amino acids. Lineage: Eukaryota; Fungi; Basidiomycota; Ustilaginomycetes; Ustilaginales; Ustilaginaceae.